Messenger RNA from Symbiodinium natans, 492 nucleotides. The record is from the annotation of a GenBank genome assembly. NCBI's taxonomy places the organism in Eukaryota, Dinophyceae, Suessiales, Symbiodiniaceae.
AUGGCUCCUGCCGCAGACUUGCGACUCCGCCUGUUCAACAUCGAGGCAUUUCUGGCCAAUUUACAGGGGGAGUUGGCGGAGAUGUUGGACGAGUUUCGCAGCGAAAGCCGGAAAGUCAAGAUUGACCUUCAUGAAGCCUUCCACAAACUGGAACCACGCUACGAAGACCUCCACGGCAUUGCUCAUGAGACUGCAAGGCUAUGCUUGAUGCGAUGCUGCUCAACCUACGUGGUUGCGGGAGGACCCUUAAGCAACCCAGAUCUGGCCCACAGGGCAAUAGAAUGCCUGACGAUCCUCACCCGGUUUCCACACGUGCUUGAUGACUACGGGUCCGAGUCGACGAUAUCAAUCACGAGCCAAAGGGCAUGGAUGUGCAGGGCCCUUCACGACUGGUGUGCCUCCGCAACAAAGCUGUACAAUUGCCACUACAACCAGUACGUGCAGAUUGUGCAGACCCCGUUUCCGCUGCCGCCUGACACUGAGGACCACUGA